ACAGGAUGUUCUAGGGUGGAAGCGGCAUUGACCACAAAAGGCCAUAAAGAUAUACAAACAUUUGAUUUGGUGAAAAAACACGCAGAUGUAAACACACGACAGAACUUUCCUCUGCUUUUCUGUCCUGUUUGCUAAAUCUUCAUUUCCAGAAAAGAACAGUGGAUCUGAAAUUCUAUUUUACUGAAUUGGGAAUUACUUGAUCUGACCAUGAGGCAUUUCCUUUGGAUGUUGUUCUUCCAAGGCUUUUGGUGUUAUGAAUCCCCACUGAGGAUAAACCCCAAAUCUUUGGUGGCCUGGACAGGAUCGUGUGUCUUAAUCCCAUGUCAGAUUGAAGAAAGAAUGCAUUCUAAGAAAAUUCUUGCCACCUCUGUGGUUUGGUAUUUUCAGCCUAUUUUGAAUAUGACUUUAUUCGACUACGUUGGCACUGUCUUAUACAAUAAUUCCAGAAUCCCAAAUGAGCAUGCAAACCUACCAGGUCUUGAUUUUCAGGGGCGAGUGAGGUUUGUUGGGGAUUUAACAAAGGGAAAUUGCAGUUUGAUGAUUACUCAGCUCCAGAAAAAAGACCAUGGCACAUAUGGGAUAAAAGUGACUGCAUCUGUAGAAAAUCAAACUAGUAGACAGAUACUUUAUGAUUCAGCUACACUGAAAGUUUCUGAUUUGUUUCCAAAUCCCACGUUGGAAAUCUUGAAAUGCCAAGAAAGAUGGGCCCUGCAAGUGGUUUGUUCGGUGCCUUCCCAUUGCCCAGAAGAUCCAAUAACAAUGAAUUUCAAAGGUCUAGAGAAGUAUUAUUUGACUGCAGAAACUAUGAUGAUGGAUGAUGGAGUACUCCGGAGGAUAGUCACCAUUCAACCAGCUGCAAGAUCUAAAAAGAAAGCAAUAACCUGCCAAUUGAGCAACAAGGACAUGAAGUCAUCCAUCACUCAGGAGCUAGAAAUGAAAAAUUGUCCCAAUGAUGUCCAGGUUUCUGUUGUGAAUAAUCUGCCCAUAAAAGAAGGAGAUAUUGUCACUUUGAACUGCUCUGUGGGUAGUAGUGUCUCUGGUACCAUCUGGUUCAACUGGUGGAAGAUGAAUCUCCAUGUAGCUAAUUUUAAAUACAGCAGUUUGAAGCAAUUGACCUUCCCUGCACAUUUUGGACCAGUGACAUCUUACAAAUGUGAAGCGUGUAAUAUUUAUGGCUGCACUUCAUCUCCACUGCUCACUGUGGAUAUUUUCUUUGCUCCCAGGGAAGUCAACAUUUGGAGAAAUCCAGGAGGCCAGAUUGAUGAAGGCAUGAAUGUUGUGUUGCAUUGUGAAGUGGGAGAAGCAAAUCCCACAAAUCUCACUUAUACGUGGUAUAAAGAUGGGAAAAUGAUUUUACUGGAUUCUCCCCAUGCAUACUUGAACCUUACAAACAUAGAUCCAGCACAAUCUGGCAGCUACUGGUGUGAAGCCAGUAACAGUGUGGGCAAGACACUUUCUCCAACAAUCACACUUCAUGUUAUCUGUUUCCAUUGUGAUGAAAAUCCAAUAAGCAUAGUUCCUAAUUCUUUCGUUGCAUGGGAAAAAUCCUGCGUGGUGAUUCCAUGCCACAUCAGUCAAAUGCUUAGUUCUGGAACAGUCAAUGCCAUAGGCAUUGUGUGGAAUUUUAAGCCUUUUGGAAACAAUAGCUGGAGCAAAGGGAAAACUACCCUGUUGUACAACAGUUCUCAGAACUCUGGAACCAUCACAACUGUAUCUGAUGAUGCUUUACCAAGCCGGAUAUGGUUCCUUGGGAAUUUAACAAAUAGAGAUUGUAGCUUGCUGAUCAAUCCAGUGCGAAUGCUUGACAGUGGCAUGUAUGAAGUAAAGGUGAUUGUUUCUGUUGACAAAUAUCCGUGGCAAUUCAAGCGGUUCCUUACAGCUACAUUGAAUGUUGCAGAGUUACCUCCAGAGCCCACCUUGGAAAUUCUUCCUGUGAACAUCCAGGAGAAGAAGAUAACCCAAGUGAGAUGUUCGGUACCUUACCAUUGCCCUCAUAAGCUAAUAAACCUGACUUUCACUGGUUUAGAACACUUUCCACCACAAAAAAGGACAGUUGGAAGUGGAGUGAUUCAGACCACGCUGAGCUUUGAACCAACAUGGGAUGACAAUGGGAAAAUGCUGAGCUGUUUGUUCAAGUCAGGGGCAGAAGUGUUAUCUCAAAGCACUGUGAAGUUGGACGUGAGAUAUGCUCCCAAGGAUGUCCAGCUAGUUAUUUUAAAUGAUCUGCCCAUUAAGGAAGGAGAUACCAUCACGAUGAACUGCUCUUUUGGCAGUAGUAAGCCCAACGAUAAUUGGUACAACUGGUUUAAGUCAGAUCCCUCUACGAUUGAAUAUAAAUAUAGUGGUCCAAAUGUAAUGACCUACCCUGCAACGCAUGGACCUUACAACACUUCUUAUGAAUGUGAAGUAUGCAACAGGGUUGGCUGCACUGCAUCGCCAGUAAUCACGUUGGAGAUCUUCUCUGUUCCCAAGGGGGUGAAAAUUCUGCAAAGGCCAGAAGGGAGCAUCCAUGAACCUGCCUUGGUUUAUCUGAAAUGUGAAGUAGAAAUAGCAAAGCGCAUGGAUCUGACUUUCACCUGGUAUAAAAAUGAAGAACUGCUGGAUAGUACAGACCAUAUGCUGGUCUUCGUAAAAACAAAUCCCAGCCAUUCAGGCAUCUAUCACUGUGAAGCUGAAAACAAUGUCGGCAGAUCACGCUCCCCAGCUUUUACACUGCAUGUACUUUGUUCACUCAAUGAAGAAUCCUGUUCCCUGGUGCCCAGCUCAUCUUUUAAAUUUCUGGCCACCAUUAAACAGGAGGAGUUUAAACUGACAAUGAGGUGCUUCUUAUGGAUGCUGUUCCUUCCAGGUAACUGUUGUAAAUGUUGUUUAGGUAAACCAUUAUCUGUGACACCCCAACUCCUAAAUGUUUGGGAGGGAUCUUGUGUGGUCAUUUCAUGCAACAUCGAAAAGGAGUAUAACAGUCGAUCUAUCAACCAUGCGUCCUUUGCUUGGUAUUUUCAGCCUUCAUUUGAUAAUACCCUAAAUGAUUACAGUGGAGUGCUCUUAUAUAACAGCAACCAGACAGCAACUGAAGUCAGUUUUGAGUUUAGUAAUCGAGUGAAAUUUGUGGGUGAUUUGGGAAGCAAAAACUGCAGUUUGAAAAUUUCCCAGCUCCGCCUAAGUGAUAAAGGCAUUUAUGGGAUCAGACUUUAUUGGAUAGCUGGAAAGUUGCAAACUCAAAAGAAAUGGCUCGAAAAACUAGAAAUUAUUGUUCAUGAAACCCCUUCAGAACUGAUAAAAACAGUGUCCCCAGAAAUGACAGAAAACAACAAGUAUACAGUGGCAUGUUCAAUACCUUAUCAUUGUUAUGAUGAGCCCAUAAAAUUGUCUAUCCAAGGAUUAGAAGAUCAUCUUGUGUUGCCCCCAAAAAUUACCACUGAAAACCAGACAGUACAGACUGAACAGUCUUUCACUGCCACUUGGAAGGACCAUGGGAAACAAUUGACAUGUUUGCUAAAAACCCUUGGGAGAGAAAUAAAGAAACCAUUUGCAAAUCUGAUGGUAAAAUAUUGCCCCAAGGAUGUCCAACUUUUUCAUUCAAAUCAUUUGCCUAUCAAAGAAGGUGACAAAGUCAUUUUGAACUGCUCCGUGGGCAGUAGUUACCCCAGCAACAACAAUUACAAAAUUUUGGUAUCAAUUUUUGAUGACACAUCCAGAAGUCAGGGCUCGACACUGACAGUCGUUGCAAUUCCUGAACCAAUCACUUCUUACAGAUGCGAAGCAUGUAAUAGUGUUGGCUGCACUUUCUCCCCAACCAUCACUUUGGAUAUCCUUUAUGGCCCCAAAGAUGUCAAGCUCAAUCGAAAACCUUCAGGGUUGGUCCUUGAAGGUAAUCCUGUUCACCUGAUUUGUAGUGUGAGAGUGGCCAACCCCAAACAACUCAGUUACACCUGGUAUAAAAAUGGGCAACUUCUGUCACUGAACUCUGCAGAAAAUGUUCUAUUCAUCCAGAAUGCCAGUUCAACGGAUUCUGGCAUCUACCGUUGUGUAUCAAAAAACAACAUAACAAAGGCAGAGUCUCCAACUAUUAAGCUGGAAGUGAAUUAUGCGCCUCGUAAUGUUCAUCUAACUCUAGACAAGAAAGAUGUGACUGAAGGAAUGGAUCUCUAUAUGAGAUGUGAUAAUGAUGCUUACCCAUCAGUAGCUACUUACAAGUGGUAUUGGAAAGGAGAAGAAAUCCCUAUGGAGAAUUCAAAAUUCUUAAUUCUCAGGAAAAUUAAGGUUGAGCAUUCAGGAGAUUAUCUCUGCAGAGCAUUCAAUACUGUCUCUAAUAGGGAAUCACAGCUCAUCACCAUUAGUGUAUCCUUCAGCAGAGCUACAGUGAUGAAACACAUCUUGAUUGGCCUGGGUGUGGUUCUUGCCUUUAUUAUGUUACUGGGGUCGCUGCUUUAUGGCUUGAAGAAAUGGAAGAAAACAAUACGUUCGGACAUUGACAGUGCACAGAGGCCUGCCAGAGGCUCGUUUUUUGUGAGGAAGGCCAAGCGAGAAGUACCACCUAAUAACAACUCCAAACUAAAUGAAUGUAGAAGAGACUGCCCCCUAGACCACCAGAACGAGGAGCAAGAUGGCACCAUUUCAUAUGCAACACUCCAGUUCCCCCACAGUGGGUUACAUAACCGUACUAUUUAUUCCAGUGUCAUGCAGCCAAACGUGGGACUAGAUUCCUCAGAGAACAGCGUGAUCUACAGUAUAGUAAAGAAACCUGCAUUCCACCCCAAGAAUGACACCAAGGUGGAUUAUGAGAAUGUGGUGAAGAAAGAAGAAGAACUGCACUAUUCUUCCUUGGAGAACCUAGCACCACGCUUCCAUCCCACCAACGUAGACUUAGAAACAGAUUCUGAAUCAGAAGACAGCAUCCAGUAUGCAGCUCUGAAGCACUGAUCUACUCAAGCAUGCCAAGAUCAGGACUCUCCAGCUAGGGAGUAGAAAGGGAUUAGAAUUGGGUGUGUCUAAAAAGUUUUCUUUUUACAGCCAAGAAUAGCAGAGUUCUGCGGGUAGAAGAAGAAAGAUAACGUAGGAUAAAGGGCUAAUAAAGCCAGUAUUAAUGUUUAUAUUGUGUGUCCAAGUCAACAACAGAAGCUCUAUGGCUGGUAUAAUGGUCAGCUUUCAACGUAGAAACCUAAUUCACUGGUUUACAUGACUGCUAAAGCUUGCUCUUCUCUUUCUGAUAUUCAAUCCACUCCUUAGAAACUAUUACAGAGAGGCUCAAACGUGUUCUUGUAGGUGCUUUUUUUUUUCAAGAGGCAACUGGACUUUCUUGUUUUUCUUUGAAGACAUUUCA
This is a messenger RNA of Notechis scutatus (mainland tiger snake), 5323 nucleotides long. NCBI's taxonomy places the organism in Eukaryota, Metazoa, Chordata, Lepidosauria, Squamata, Elapidae. The record is from RefSeq and is a predicted model, not a curated record.